Molecule: messenger RNA, 3524 nt
Organism: Oncorhynchus keta (chum salmon)
Lineage: Eukaryota; Metazoa; Chordata; Actinopteri; Salmoniformes; Salmonidae
Product: cAMP and cAMP-inhibited cGMP 3',5'-cyclic phosphodiesterase 10A-like
Biological process (GO): signal transduction; negative regulation of receptor guanylyl cyclase signaling pathway
Molecular function (GO): protein binding; 3',5'-cGMP-stimulated cyclic-nucleotide phosphodiesterase activity
Source: RefSeq, a predicted model, not a curated record
UAACCAGUUGCCUCUCAUGCGUAAUUUCCAACCGAACAUGGCCAAACCUUAUAAUCCUGGACACACGUGAUCAACAAAUCAGCUCAGUUGCAAUAUUUGUCAGGGGGGAUAAACGAAGCCUCUCUCGCUAUCCCUAAAAAAAAAAAUCACUUAGUGUCCCAUCACUGCUAGCAUCCGUAUUAGCCUUCAUUCUGACAAUCUCUCUAUUCGUGUUUUGCGUAUCCAGUGUCCGGGGCAUCCAUUCACGUACCUCCCUACUUGCUCUACUCUCACUGGUUUGGAGACGCGCCGGAGGGGAGGACACAGAACGAAGAGCGAGGUCUGUUUGAUGUAAUUGAAGUGUGUUUUUCUCCGUUCGGAUUUGUACACUCGCCAUCCGCUGUGACUGUCUGUUGCAUGUGCGUGCCUCGCCAGUUGAUAGUAGAUCCGCUGUUUGGCUACCACUCACUCCUCCACCGCUGUCAAAGAACAAAAACAAGGGAGCAACAAAUGUCGAAGAGACGCAAAAGUCCUGAUGAUGAAGAGGAGGCUAUCGAGUACAUCGGAAAAGACUUCCCGCGUGCGGGUUGUAGCAGUGAUCAAGGUCUGACGGAUGACCAAGUGAAGGAUUAUUUAACCCUUCACCCUCAGACGCUGGAUGAGUUUGUAUCGGAGAGCGUGAGUUCAGAGACGCUGGACAGAUGGCACAAGAGGAAGAGCAGUGGUAGCCUGCCUGCAGACACGUCAUCAUCAUCAUCAGCUAAAGAAGGCAGCAGGUACCAGGACAGUAACAUGCAGAAGUUGGUGCAUGACCUCACCAGUUGUCUGGAACAGCAUCUGGACACUAAGCUGCUUCUCUAUGACCUGUGUACCAUCAUCAAAACAGCCACGAAAGCAGAUGGAUUUGCCCUUUAUUUCAUGGGAGAAUGUAACAAUAGUGUGUGUUUGUUUAAACCAACGUUGGCUGAGGACGGUCCUCCCACCCUCAUCCCAGCUGCCCCGGUCACGUUUGGGACCACCAUCGCCACACACGUGGCCACAACACGCCAAACUCUACUAGUAAAGGACAUCACAGGGGACCAGCGUUUCCCAGAAGGCACAGGUCAGGACUCAGACUCAGGGAUUCAUGUUCAUUCUGUCCUGUGCCUCCCCAUCCUCACGGCCAUCGGUGACCUCAUAGCUAUCCUGGAGCUGCAUCGGUACUGGGGCAACGAGCCCUUCAAUACCAGCAACCAGGAGGUUGCGACGGCGUGUUUAGCAUGGGCAUCUGUAGCUAUUCACCAAGUACAGGUGUGCAGAGGCCUAGCCAAACAGACGGAGCUCAAUGACUUCCUGCUAGAAGUGUCAAAAACGUACUUUGACAACAUUGUGGCAAUAGAUUCUCUACUUGAACACAUAAUGAUAUAUGCAAAAAACCUGGUGAAUGCGGACAGAUGUGCCCUGUUCCAGGUGGACCACAAUAACAAAGAACUGUACUCAGACCUGUUCGACAUCGGGGAGGAGAACGAGGGCAAACCUGUCUUCAGGAAAACCAAAGAGAUUAGGUUUUCUAUAGAGAAAGGUAUAGCGGGCCAAGUGGCACGGACGGGGGAGGUCCUGAACAUCCCAGACGCCUAUGCAGACCCACGCUUUAAUAGAGAGGUGGACCUCUAUACGGGAUACACCACGCGGAACAUCCUAUGCAUGCCCAUCGUUUCCAGGGGACCUGAUAGGGUCGUACAGAUGGUUAACAAGCUGAGUGGAAGUGCCUUCACCAAAACAGACGAGAACAACUUCAAGAUGUUCGCCGUCUUCUGUGCUCUAGCCUUACACUGUGCCAACAUGUACCACCGGAUCAGGCACUCUGAGUGUAUCUACAGGGUAACCAUGGAGAAGUUGUCCUAUCACAGUAUCUGUACUUCAGAGGAGUGGAAGACCCUCACACAGCUGGACCUUCCUACACCCCUAUACAAAGAGAUAGAACUGUUUCAUUUUGACAUUAGUCAGUUUGAGGAGCUGUGGCCGGCUGUCUUUGUAUACAUGGUCCACAACUCAUGUGGAGAGACCAGUUUUGAGUUGGAGAAGUUGUGCAGGUUCACAAUGUCUGUGAGGAAGAAUUAUCGGCGUGUUCCCUACCACAACUGGAAACAUGCGGUGAACGUGGCUCACUGUAUGUACGCCAUACUGCAGAAGACCACCGGCAUCUUCACUGAGAUAGAGAAGAAGGGUCUGCUGAUAGCCUGUCUGUGUCAUGAUCUGGACCAUCGAGGAUACAGUAACACCUACCUGCAGAAGUUUGACCAUCCUCUAGCUGCCCUGUACAGCACAUCUACAAUGGAGCAGCACCACUUCUCCCAGACUGUAUCCAUCCUCCAGCUGGAAGGGCACAAUAUUUUCUCCAACCUGACUUCCAGUGAGUACGAGCAGGUGUUAGAGGUCAUCCACAAGGCCAUAAUCGCUACAGAUCUGGCGCUCUACUUCGGCAACCGCAAACAGCUAGCUGAGCUACUGAGCACUGGAGCACUGGACCUGGACAACCACCAACACAGGGACCGUGUGAUUGGUCUGAUGAUGACAGCAUGUGACCUGUGUUCCGUUACCAAGCUGUGGUCAAUCACGCGACUCACAGCCAAUGAUAUCUACGCUGAGUUCUGGGCUGAGGGGGAUGAGAUGAAGAAGAUAGGUAUACAGCCCAUCCCUAUGAUGGACAGAGAUAAGAAGGAAGAGGUUCCUCAGGGGCAGGUGGGGUUCUACAAUGCUGUUGCACUCCCAUGUUACACCACCUUAUCUGAGCUCUUCCCCCCUUCUGGCCCUCUUCUACAAGCCUGCAAGGAGAACCUUGGCCAGUGGGAGAAGAUAGUGAAUGGAGAGGAGGAGGACAGUGGAGUGAGAGGAGUGUGGGCUCCGUCAGAGCCUGUUGACCCCAGGAUAGAUCCUGUUGACCCCAGGGCAGAGCCUGUUGACCCCAGGGCAGAGCCUGUUGACCCCAGGAUAGAGCCUGUUGACCCCAGGAUAGAUCCUGUUGACCCCAGGGCAGAGCCCGUUGACCCCAGGGCAGAGCCUGUUGACCCCAGGGCAGAGCCUGUUGACCCCAGGGUAGAGCCCGUUGACCCCAGGGCAGAGCCUGUUGACCCCAGGAUAGAUCCUGUUGACCCCAGGGCAGAGCCCGUUGACCCCAGGGCAGAGCCUGUUGACCCCAGGGCAGAGCCUGUUGACCCCAGGGUAGAGCCCGUUGACCCCAGGGCAGAGCCUGUUGACCCCAGGAUAGAUCCUGUUGACCCCAGGGCAGAGCCCGUUGACCCCAGGGCAGAGCCUGUUGACCCCAGGGUAGAGCCUGUUGACCCCAGGGCAGAGUCCGUUGACCCCAGGGCAGAGCCUGUUGACCCCAGGGUAGAGCCUGUUGACCCCAUUGUAGAGCCUGUUGACCCCAUUGUAGAGCCUGUUGACCCCAGGAUAGAGCCUGUUGACCCCAUUGUAGAGCCUGUUGACCCCAUUGUAGAGCCCAGCAUGGAGGAACCAUCUAACUCUGACUCAGGCCCUGUAAAGGUGGACAACUGACUAGUAGU